Miscanthus lutarioriparius is the source of this 1563-nucleotide messenger RNA. The record is from the annotation of a GenBank genome assembly. NCBI's taxonomy places the organism in Eukaryota, Viridiplantae, Streptophyta, Magnoliopsida, Poales, Poaceae.
AUGGCGCUCCUGACCAUCCCUCCCCGCGGCCGCCUCGCCCUCCUCCCGCUCCUCCUCUCCAUCGUCCUCCUCGCGCGCCCCGCCGCCGGCGCCGGCACCGGCUCGGAGUUCGACGACGGCACCUCGCCCAAGUUCCCCGGCUGCGAUAACACGCUCCAGAAGGUGAAAGUGACGUACUGGGUGGACGGCGACGAGCGGAGCAGCCUGACGGGGAUCAGCGCGAGGUUCGGCGCGGUCCUGCCGGACGCGGCGUCGGACGACCAGAAGCAGCGGGCCGUCGUGCCCAGCCCCAAGACCGGCUGCGCCAAGUCGUCCGCGCAGCUCGCCGGCUCCGUCGCCGUGGCGGUGCGCGGGGAGUGCACGUUCAUCGAGAAGGCUAAGGCGGCCGAGGCCGGUGGCGCCGUGGCGCUGCUCCUCGUCAACGACGAGGACGACCUGCAGAGGAUGGUCUGCUCCGACAAGGACCCACCUCCCAACAUCGGCAUCCCCGUCGUCAUGGUGGCCAAGUCCGCCGGCGACAAGGUCCAGUCGGCCAUCGGGGACGGGGCCAAGGUCGACAUUCUCAUGUACGCGCCACUGAAACCGUCCUUCGAUGGCGCCAUACCUUUCCUAUGGAUGAUGGCCGUCGGCACGGUGGCCUGCGCCUCCGUGUGGACCGUCGCCGUCGUCGGAGAAGAGCCUACCAAGCAGGGCGAUGUUUCCCUGGGUGGGGAGGAGAACCCGGACGCCGAGGUCGUGGAGCUGCAAACCAAGACGGCGCUCGUGUUCAUCAUCACGUCCUCGCUUGUCCUGCUCUUCCUCUUCUUCUUCAACUCCAGCUGGUCCGCCUGGCUCCUGGUUUUCCUCUUCUGCCUCGGGGGUGUCCAGGGAAUGGAAUACGUGGCAUCAUCUCUGAUUGUAAGACUCUGCCAGCGGUGUCGCGAGGCGAAAGCGAAGCUUCCUGCUCUAGGGAACGUGAAGGUGGUCACGCUAGUCAUCUUGCCGCUAGCCUUCAUCUUCGCCUUGGCCUGGGCCACACACCAGAACUCACCGCUUGCUUGGGUUGGUCAGAACCUCAUGGGCAUCUGCAUGAUGAUUCUAGUAUUGCAAGUGGUGCAUAUGCCAAACAUAAAAGUUGCGACGGCGCUCCUUGUCGCGGCUUUUUUCUACGACAUAUUCUGGGUCUUCAUAUCACCCCUUAUAUUCAAGAAAAGCGUCAUGAUCACAGUUGCUCGUGGCAGUGAUGAUGGGCCGAGCCUUCCCAUGGUACUGAAGAUGCCAAAGGAGUUCGAUUCGUGGAAUGGGUAUGACAUGAUUGGAUUCGGGGACAUUCUCUUCCCAGGACUGCUUGUUGCUUUCAGUUUCAGAUUUGACAGAACACACGGCAAAGACUUGACAGACGGCUAUUUCCUCUGCCUAAUGAUUGGUUAUGCCUUCGGCUUGUCAUGCACAUAUGUUGGCUUGUACCUAAUGAACAGUGGCCAGCCAGCUCUGCUCUACCUUGUUCCUUCAACACUAGGAGUUAUCGUCUUGCUUGGAGCGAAGAGGGGGGAGCUCAGUCAGCUCUGGAACGCCAAGGCGUAG